AUUGAAACCAACCCUAAGCUCCUUGUUCCUCCAUUCUAAAGAUAGCCCCGAUUAUUGCUGACUUAAGCAUCAGAGUGUCUACCCCGAGGAUUCACCUCAGGGCUUUGCAAGUCAAUCCAGAGUGCAGAUACGGACUGAAGAAGGACUUCUGGUUUGGUGCAGUUACAUUUUGGCGCCGUCUGUGGGAAACUGAACUAAAGGCUCCCUUGUUGCUCUUAUCAUGGUUAAAACUAGGUCAGCCCGAGGUGGAAACUCGUCUCAGCCUCUUGGACGAGGUCAGGUCCCCAGCAACCUUCCACCUCAUUCCCCACCCCCAAUCCCAAAUACGUUCCCUCCUAUUGAUCAUGUAAAAGGAGAAGAUGAAAAUCAGCCACACAAUUCGGCUAGCAACUCAGCUUCUACUGCUAACCAAGACGUAGUUGCAACUCAGCUCGCUGCCAUGCAACAGCAAUUUGGUGGCCAAUCUCACAUUGCACCAGCUCAGCAACCCCCUCAUGAUGAUGUCACUCGAUGUCUAGAUAGCCUAGAAAAGCUAGUGGUUGAACAGCGAGGUGUUCCACCUCCACACCCUGCUGCUGAUUCUAUACCCCACCCUCUCAACACCAAUAUUAUCCUGGAACCCUAUCCCACUGGCUUCAGAAUACCACAGCUUGAAACUUAUGAUGGGACGAAGGACCCCGAUGAUCAUCUACAUGCUUUCUACUCCUGCAUGCAGGCCCAGAACGCCUCUAAUGCGUUGAUGUGCAAAAUCUUUCCCUCUACCCUCCGAGGUAAUGCUCGAACCUGUAGAAGGUUGAUCAGGAAAACCACUUCUGAGCUGAUGCGAGUUAAGCAGAGAGACGGAGAGUCUUUGAAGAAUUUUAUGAGCAGAUUCAAUGAUGCAGUGCUGGAGGUUAACUCUUUUGACCAAGCUGUGGGAAUUAUAGCCGUGAUCUUAGGUCUUAGCCAUGAGAGAUUCAGAGAUAGUCUACUCAAACAUCCUGCUAACACCUUCAGCGAGGUGAAUGAUAGAUUGUUGAAAUUCAUAACUGUUAAGGAAUAUGCCCUGUCGCAGAACCUAACUCCUAUUAAGAGCCAACACCCGGACUGGAGAGAUGAGAAUCCGAACAGGAAACGGAUGAAGACAACACAGAACUGAAGUCCGAUGUCGACUUCCACCCUG
Rubroshorea leprosula is the source of this 1162-nucleotide messenger RNA. Lineage: Eukaryota; Viridiplantae; Streptophyta; Magnoliopsida; Malvales; Dipterocarpaceae. The record is from the annotation of a GenBank genome assembly.